AUGGAUCACCCUCCCGCAGGACCGUUUGGAGGAGGGGAGUGCCGCUGCACUGGUAUACGUUUUUGCCAGCACUGCAUAGAUUCAGAUCGUGCACAGUCUAUAGUCAGGCGGCACGUUUCACUCGCAAACGCAUCUGAUGUCGUUCUACGGCAAUAUACUGACCAGCGAAUGUCCUCAUGCUCCUUCGCUUGCGUGGGACCUAGUCUGCUUUCUAUGUGCUGCGCAUGUAGGACCGUUUUUGAAACGGCUGGUGGAGUACUAAAGUGCUGCGGAGAUCACAAAGGUUUUAUCGCGCGAACUGAUAUCGAACUAUCCGGAUUAACGAUCCAACCAGGGUUUGUUUCUCCUAAUGAAGAAGAGUACCUGGUGGCAUUCUUUGAUAAUCCAGCCCCCUUUGCUGCCUGGAAAGUUUCACAAAGCGGAAGGAGGAAACAGGAGUACGGGCCUAAGGCCAAUUUUAAGAAACGGAAGUUGAAGGUGGGUGAUUUCCGAGCCUUGCCGCAUCAGAUGAAAACGACUCUGGACAGGGUCCGGUCCUUUGUUGCAGAACAAACGAUGAGGGAAUAUUGUAUUGUGGAAGUAUCAGUUUUGGAAUAUACGGCUGAGUGUAGUUGUUUGGAUCCUCACAUCGACGACACGUGGCUAUGGGGUGACCGCAUUGGUGGUCUUAACUUGUUGGAUGACGUUACUUUAACAUUUGUGAGCGCUGAUGAGGUCGCAGUGACCGUGUUUGUCCCACGUGGUGCUUUUUUUCUGCUAACCGGUGUAAGCCGCUACGAAUGGAUGCAUGGCAUACGGCGUGAGGAUGUUAAAAACCGUCGUGUGUCUGUCACAUUCCGGGAGUUUGCCGACAAUUUGGUCGUUGAUCAAGAAAUACUUAAAACUAUCGUAAUGUCCGCUACGACAUUCAUUUAG
Trypanosoma brucei brucei TREU927 is the source of this 915-nucleotide messenger RNA. RefSeq lists its product as hypothetical. Lineage: Eukaryota; Euglenozoa; Kinetoplastea; Trypanosomatida; Trypanosomatidae. Bases 1 to 915 code for a protein of 304 amino acids. Gene Ontology annotation, biological process: oxidative demethylation. Gene Ontology annotation, molecular function: oxidoreductase activity; demethylase activity. The transcript has a single exon. The record is from RefSeq and is a predicted model, not a curated record.